Auanema sp. JU1783 is the source of this 1065-nucleotide messenger RNA. The record is from the annotation of a GenBank genome assembly. NCBI's taxonomy places the organism in Eukaryota, Metazoa, Nematoda, Chromadorea, Rhabditida, Rhabditidae.
AUGGGUGCCAGUUUGACAUCUCCAUUACCGCAUCGUCCACCAACCUCGGUUUGUAACCAUCUGUUUUCACCAUCCGAUGGCCCUAUUUAUAAUACAAAGAGACAAUCCGUAUUAGUGCAAGGAUGGAAUUGGAGUCGCAAAAAUAUUCAACCUGUUGUUAGCCGAAAGCCUAAACCUAAUGAUUUGAUCAGUUCAUCAUGUUCCUCAGAUAGCAUAACAUCGUAUCGAUCACAGAACAGUGAUUUGCCAUAUUCACAUGUACCUGUUACAUUGGAUAAUAAUCAAAAUUAUAAAAGUAUUCAUAGGUAUGAGCCGGAAACGACUGUUAUUCCCAACUUCUAUAGCAUACGCGAAGAAUUGCAACGCGAAUUGCGUCUCAACAAGCAAGAUUUCGUCAAUAAUAAUCUAAUUAGUCCAGAUGGGCCACAGGCUAAAACACCUCUUAGUCCAACACAUACAAGAGCAGUCGAUUGGCAUACGAAAAACGGAAGUAAGAUAUUGUCUUCUAGCUAUGAUACUGGAAUAGUUACUCGGCUUGAACGUAAAUAUGAAGAGAAAAAGAAAUUACAUGAACCCGAAGUUAUACGAAGGAGAACUGUCAUUCAAGCUUCUACUUCUGAGCUACUUCGUGGUCUUGGACAUUUUAUUUGUCAGCACAAAGCUCCUCCUGGCUUUGAGCCUUCUCAUUUGGUUAUGUGGAUUCGGACUGUCGACAGAGCACUUCUGCUUCAAGGUUGGCAGGAUAUCGCCUUCAUUAAUCCAGCAAAUUUAGUUUUUGUUUUCAUGCUAAUCCGAGAAGUUAUCCCAGAUGAACUCUCUAUUCAAACUGAAGAAGAUUUGCGUGCAUGGGUACUCACCUGUCUGUACAUAUCCUACUCGUACAUGGGCAAUGAGAUAUCCUACCCACUCAAGCCAUUCAUUGUUGAAACGGAUCGUGAUAAGUUCUGGCAAAGAUGUGUUUCUAUAAUUUCUUCACGAAGUGCUGACAUGUUACGUCUUAAUUCAACGUCAUCAUAUUUUUCUGAAGUUUUCUCAGAGCUUAAAAAGUAUUCCAUUGAUGUCUGA